This is a messenger RNA of Acomys russatus (golden spiny mouse), 213 nucleotides long. RefSeq names its product 60S ribosomal protein L39-like. Bases 1 to 213 code for a protein of 70 amino acids. NCBI's taxonomy places the organism in Eukaryota, Metazoa, Chordata, Mammalia, Rodentia, Muridae. Gene Ontology annotation, biological process: translation. Gene Ontology annotation, cellular component: cytosolic large ribosomal subunit; ribosome. Gene Ontology annotation, molecular function: structural constituent of ribosome. The record is from RefSeq and is a predicted model, not a curated record. The transcript is spliced from 2 exons.
AUGGCUCAGUGGAUAAAGAUACUUGCUGCCAAGCCUGACAAGACUGGGCUUCUCUUCACGUCUUCUCACAAGACUUCCAGAAUCAAGCGAUUCCUAGCCAAGAAACAAAAGAAAAAUCAUCCUAUUCCUCAAUGGAUUUGGAUGAAAACUGCCAACAAAAUCAGGUACGGCUCCAAGAGAAGACACUGGAGGAGAACGAAGGUGGGGCUGUAA